AUGGAAUCAAAUUAUCCUCUUGUGAUCAGUCGAGUGAUCGGAGAUGUAGUCGACAAUUUCUCGAGCAGCAUUAAAAUGUGCGUCACUUACAACUCGAACAAGAAUGUGUACAAUGGCCAUGAUCUUCUUCCUUCCUCAAUUACUGCUAAACCUAGGGUUGAGGUUCAUGGUGGUGAUAUGAGAUCAUUUUUCACCCUGAUUAUGACAGAUCCUGAUGUUCCUGGCCCGAGUGAUCCAUAUCUCAGGGAGCACUUGCACUGGAUAGUCACAGACAUCCCAGGCACCACUGAUUCCUCUUUCGGAAAAGAAGUGGUGAGCUACGAAAUGCCGAGGCCAAACAUAGGUAUCCACAGGAUUGUAUUUCUUCUGUUCAAACAAAAGCAAAGGCAAGGUCACGUGCUCGGUUUUCCGCCGUGUAGGGAUCGAUUUAAUACUCGGAAAUUUGCGGAGGAGAACGAUUUAGGUCUCCCAGUGGCGGCUGUUUUCUUCAACUGCCAGCGAGAAACGGCUGCCAAAAGGCGGUGAUUUUUCAUUAAUUGUGGUCUUAAAUGGAC
Molecule: messenger RNA, 554 nt
Organism: Striga asiatica
Lineage: Eukaryota; Viridiplantae; Streptophyta; Magnoliopsida; Lamiales; Orobanchaceae
Source: the annotation of a GenBank genome assembly